AUGGUUGACGUCAACUUGUCUCUGGAGAACAUCGCUCCCUUUCCGCGGCAGCACGAGCACGCUGCCGUGCAGGGAAUUCCAUGGAACCAAAUUAUGGGCUGGUAUCGUAUCACCACUGCCGACGUGAACCGAAUUCUAGGUGCAGACGAUCCUUGUGCCCUUACGGCGGCGGCGAUUGUCGUAUCCUUCGGAAGACAUGACCAGCUCAAGAAGUCCAUCCCAGAAGGCCAGCUAACUACCGCCGAGGAGACUGGAAACAAUAGCUGUGGCAGGCUCGCUGCCGUGGUAAAGCCCAAGAUAGAUAAUGAGAAGCCUACCGUUAAGUUUUGCGACAUUCUGCGCUCGGGGGGAAGUCCAAUGACCUUUCCUCUUCCUUUUGAAUGGAAUGACAAGGCCUUUACCGUCCGUCCGAGUGUUGCCGCUGGCGUUUGCAAAUUCUUUAGGGAUUAUGGCUGUGUUGCCAAUGAUUUCGAAGUUGCUUAUUCGGGUAACGAUAAUUUGGACGAGUUUGGUGACGGCCACUUUAACCGUAUGAUCAGCUUCUCCCGUUGCGAAGGUGCCGGCUCCCGGGAGGAGACUCAAAUUGAAAGGCCGCCGACUGAAUCCCAAGAGAUAUCUGGCGUCCACGUCUGCGAAAGUGAUCGUUUCAGCCCGUCGUGUAGACGCUUUCCGGUUGCCGAUGGGGAUUGCGAUAUUCGGGCCGAGUCUCAGCCCUUUAUUGCUCCCGACUCUUGGUAUAAAAGCUGCGCUAUCGGAAGCCUGACUUUCGAUGUGCAGCUGGCUAAUGUCGAUUGGGCCGGAAGCGACGAUCGACUGUUCCUCGAAAUCGGCCACAGCUCGAAAUGGGACGGCGGAGAGCCUCACUCUCUGCUCAAGACAUCCCCUGACAAGGGGGACAAAAUGACAAAGGAAAUCAACCUCAAAGAUGCGUUUGACAAGAGCCCGAUUACUCCGGGCGAUAUCAAGCACGUGGGACUUGCUAGUCGCGUGGACCACGGGGGGCUGGGCACGGAUGAGCUUAAGCUCCAAGGUAUGUGUCUUGAUACCCCUCAACCUGGCGAUUGCUAUCGAAUAAGAGGAGAAACUAACCCGUGGCAUCUGCUAGACAUGACAUUACGCUUGCGAUGUGCUGGAACCAACAUUACCGCUGAGGUUCGCAAAACUAAUGACUCGUGGCUUACUUUCUGGGCAGCCGAUAUUAGGCCUACGGAGUGGGCUUGGGAUCUUUGCUCUUAA
Molecule: messenger RNA, 1236 nt
Organism: Metarhizium acridum CQMa 102
Lineage: Eukaryota; Fungi; Ascomycota; Sordariomycetes; Hypocreales; Clavicipitaceae
Source: RefSeq, a predicted model, not a curated record